Messenger RNA from Ziziphus jujuba (common jujube), 2093 nucleotides. RefSeq names its product hsp70-Hsp90 organizing protein 3-like. Bases 204 to 1940 code for a protein of 578 amino acids. The record is from RefSeq and is a predicted model, not a curated record. The transcript has 7 exons. Gene Ontology annotation, molecular function: Hsp90 protein binding. NCBI's taxonomy places the organism in Eukaryota, Viridiplantae, Streptophyta, Magnoliopsida, Rosales, Rhamnaceae.
UGAUACCAUAGAACAUUCGAGAACCCCUUCGACACGCCAAUAACCCACCAGAACUCUCUCGGCCCCCUCGCCUCUCUUAUAAGCCUUUCCUCUUCAUUCUUUCCCAACCCCAAAAAUUUGCAGUUCAAUACCUACUCAAAUCGUCUCUCUUCUCUCUCUCUCUCUCUGGUUCUUUCACUGAAUUUCUUAGGGAUUCGUUUUUAAUGGCCGACGAAGCAAAAGCCAAAGGCAACGCCGCGUUCUCCGCCGGAGAUUUCACCGGCGCCAUCACUCACUUCUCUGAGGCCAUCGCUCUUUCUCCGACUAACCACGUUCUCUUCUCCAACCGAUCUGCGGCCUAUGCUUCUCUCCACAAAUACGCCGAUGCCUUAGCCGACGCUAAGAAGACCGUCGAGCUCAAACCCGACUGGCCCAAAGGCUAUAGCCGCCUUGGAGCUGCUCACGUCGGCUUAGGCAACUAUGAAGAAGCUAUCUCUGCUUAUAAGAAGGGGCUCGAGUUCGACCCCAAUAAUGAAGCCCUUAAGUCUGGCUUAGCCGACGCACAGUCGUCGGCUUCCAGGCACCGAGCAGCGCCACCGAGUCCAUUCGGUGACGCUUUCUCGGGACCCGAGAUGUGGGCUAAGCUCACCGCUGAUCCGACGACCAGAGGUUAUCUGCAGCAACCAGAUUUCGUGAAGAUGAUGAAUGAUAUUCAGAAGAAUCCCAACAAUCUCAAUUUAUAUCUCAAGGAUCAGAGAGUGAUGCAAGCUUUUGGGGUUUUACUGAACGUGAAGCUCCGGGCUCCGACUGGGGAUGACACGGAGAUGCCUGAUUCUUCCCCUUCCCCGCCACCACAACAGCCGGAGAGGAAACGAGCGGCGGAGGCCGAGCCGCCGAAGGAGCCUGAGCCGGAGCCUGAAACAAUGCAACUAAGUGAGGAGGAGAAGGAGGUUAGGGAGAGGAAGGCUCAGGCUCUGAAGGAGAAGGAAGCAGGCAAUGCUGCUUAUAAGAAGAAAGACUUUGACGCUGCUAUUCAGCAUUAUACCAAAGCAAUGGAGUUGGACGACGAGGAAAUUUCCUAUAUCAUGAACAGGGCUGCCACUUACUUGGAGAUGGGACAGUAUGAGGAUAGUAUUAAAGACUGUGAAAAGGCUGUUGAAAGAGGAAGAGAGCUUAGAUCUGACUUCAAGAUGAUAGCAAAAGCUUUGACGAGGAAGGGAACUGCCUUGGCGAAACAGGCAAAAACCUCAAAGGACUAUGAGCUUGUUAUUGAGACCUUCCAGAAAGCUCUUACAGAGCAUCGGAAUCCAGAAACAUUAAAGAAAUUAAAUGAUGCUGAGAAAGCAAAGAAGGAGCUAGAGCAACAGGAAUAUUUUGAUCCAAAGUUGGCUGAGGAAGAGCGUGAGAAAGGCAAUGAAUUUUUCAAGCAGCAAAAGUAUCCAGAGGCUGUAAAGCAUUAUACAGAAUCUCUGAGAAGGAACCCUAAAGAUCCAAAGGCAUAUAGUAAUAGAGCUGCUUGUUAUACAAAGCUGGGGGCACUGCCUGAGGGCUUGAAAGAUGCGGAGAAGUGCAUUGAGCUUGAUCCAACCUUUUCAAAGGGUUAUACCAGAAAAGGUGCUAUCCAGUUUUUCAUGAGGGAAUAUGAAAAGGCUCUAGAAACAUAUCAGUUGGGAUUGAAACAUGAUCCUAACAAUGAGGAAUUACGUGAUGGCGUGAGAAGAUGUGUAGAACAGAUUAACAAGGCCAGCCGUGGAGAUCUGAGCCCGGAGGAAUUGAAAGAGAGACAGGCCAAAGGAAUGCAGGACCCAGAAAUUCAGAACAUCCUCUCAGAUCCUGUAAUGAGACAGGUGUUGAUUGAUUUCCAGGAAAAUCCCAAGGCUGCUCAGGAACACACAAAGAAUCCUAUGGUGAUGAACAAGAUCCAGAAGUUGGUCAAUGCGGGAAUUGUCCAGAUUAGAUGAAUUCAAUGAUUAAUUAACAUGAACAAAAGUCUUUUUCAUUUGUUAUAAUUUCCCUGUGUGAAUUGCAGUGACUAGUUAUUCAGUUGUUCAAGGCUACUUUUGGUUGGAAAAUUUUGAAAUGCUUCCCAAGUUAAUAUUGGUCAUUGUGGUUGA